UCUAACUCCAGGUCCCAUUAUUGCGACCACUGUUCUCUCUUCCCUUUCACUGUGCUUCCUUUUUCUCUUCGCUUUCUCCAAAAGAAGCACCAAAAGGAGCUCUUUCAUGGCGUCCAUGCUUCUCCUCCUCAUCCUCCAUUCAUAGACGAAUCUCAAGAACAAGCUUACAGAUCAACUAUUCAGUCAUGGCGUCCACUGUUGACGAGUACGAUGACCAAGCUCAUGCCAUGUAUCACGUCCCACAGCACAGUCGCAGAGAGAAGCUCCGAUUCUCCGAUUCCAACCCUCUUGUUCUCCCCAUCCCUUCUUCUUCUUCUUCCUCAUCACCAAACCCUAACCCUAACCUGAACUCUAGCUGUCUUGGUGGUUUUGCUUCUAGGGCUUUCUCCUUGUCGCUCUCCUCGGCGGCGUUGCUUGAGCAUGCGCCGUCUAGGCCGUUUACUGGGUAUGCAGCGGUUUUGAGUGGAUCUAGGUUUUUGGAGCCGGCGUUGCAGGUGCUUGAAGCGGCUUGUGGGGUUGGUCGUGAUGGAGCUUUUUUUGAUGGUGAUCGGUUUGGGAUGGAGGAUGCUUGUCGCGCUGAGAGGGUUGUGAAUGGAUUGGUGUUGGGCAAGGAGCAACAGUGGAAGAAGGCGAGACUAGUUUCUAUGCUUGAUGAGGUCUGCAGCAGGUACACACAUUAUUAUCAGCAAUUGCAAGCAGUUAUCCAAGCUUUUGAAUCUGUUGCUGGCCUUAGUACUGCUGCACCAUAUGCCUUGAUGGCUCUCCAGACUAUGUCAAAGCAAUUUAGGUGUCUGACAAAUUUGAUAUCGGAUCAAUUACACAAAUUACACCUAACUGACAAGACACCUGGAAAUGAAGGGAUAAAAAGAAAAGAUGUUCCAACCUUUGGGGUGAUAAAUACUGGUGUAGGUGGACUGAGAACUGCAAGCAACUCAGAAACAUACAGGCAGCCACCAAUCUGGAGACCUCAGAGAGGACUGCCUGAAAGAGCAGUAGCUGUGCUUCGGAAAUGGCUGUUCGAGCAUUUCUUACAUCCGUACCCUACAGACACUGACAAGCAGAUGUUGGCGAAACAAACAGGUCUCUCGAGAAACCAGGUGUCAAACUGGUUUAUCAAUGCAAGAGUCAGGCUCUGGAAGCCAAUGGUGGAGGAGGUACAUUCCCUCGAGCUCAGCCAAUCUCAUCAAUUUCCGGCAGGAGACAAGAAUAAAAACGCCAACGGACAACCUCAUGCACCACCACCAAGCUUUAUCGCAACUCAGUCUGACAAUCAAACCAGUGUAAAUACCUGCCACUGGAAGAAUCAAUAUCCUACACCAAAACCUUUCCGAAGUGAUCUCUCUCAGAUAACACACCAGAUUGCAGAACCCCUUAAUUUUGCAAGCAAUGAAAUCUCCAGUCACCAUGAUAUAGGCACAGGCACGGGAUUAAGCGUGGCUGGCAGGGGAAAUGGUGGUGUUACUCUUACUCUUGGCCUUCACCAAAGUAAUGGAGUUCGCAUACAUGAACCUCUCCAUCUGAAUACUGUUCAUAGUUUUGGUUUUGACUAUGGCGAUGCAUAUGUUAUGGACACAAUUGGAGGACAUGAUCAGCAUUUCGGACGAAGUAUCGGCAGACAUUGUAUUCAUGAUUUUGUAGGCUAAACCUUAUAAUUCUUUUUAUACUUGUUUUCUUGAAAUGCAGCAGAUGGAGUGUCACCAUGCCAUAUGAUGCAACAACCUCCAUAGGAAACCAUUUCAGAGUGAAAUCCUUGGCAAAUUAGAUUGCAUGUAUGAAAGUUACCGCCAACAUCAACUUGUUCACCCUUGCGUCAUCAUGUCUGGAUAAAAUUUCAUAAAGCAUCAUCAAGUUGAGAUGAAUUUUUAGAGGUGGUCCUUAAAACAGAUGAUUUGGAACAAGAAGCAGCUGUAUUCUUAUGUCCUGAAAAGCUCAAUUUGUAAUGUUUGUAAUGGAGACAGAGGUGUAAAGGUUUAUUGUACUUUUUUAA
Messenger RNA from Dioscorea cayenensis subsp. rotundata (Guinea yam), 1987 nucleotides. RefSeq names its product BEL1-like homeodomain protein 9. The transcript has 4 exons. The coding region runs from base 186 to 1643 and encodes 485 amino acids. Gene Ontology annotation, biological process: regulation of transcription by RNA polymerase II. The record is from RefSeq and is a predicted model, not a curated record. Gene Ontology annotation, molecular function: DNA-binding transcription factor activity, RNA polymerase II-specific; RNA polymerase II cis-regulatory region sequence-specific DNA binding. Lineage: Eukaryota; Viridiplantae; Streptophyta; Magnoliopsida; Dioscoreales; Dioscoreaceae.